AUCAUUCCAGUUGUGGCUUAUAGCCGGAAGUAAGAGUGAAUCGAAAUAGCUAGUCAAAAUAUAACCGACGCUUAAUCAUACGAAAUAACUGUAACUUCAGCAAGGUGGCUAACAAGCUACUUCACCUACACUAGCUGGAGUCCAAGACCGCUGGCAAACUGUAACGUCAGAGAUUAAUUUACAAUCAUGUCGAGUAUGGAAAAACACCUUUUCAACUUGAAGUUCGCUGCCAAAGAGCUCCAGCGAAACUCCAAGAAAUGUGACAAAGAGGAAAAGGCAGAGAAGGUCAAAGUGAAGAAGGCCAUUCAGAAGGGAAACAUGGAAGUUGCCAGGAUACAUGCGGAAAAUGCCAUCCGACAGAAGAACCAGUCCAUCAACUUCCUGAGGAUGAGUGCGCGCGUGGACGCGGUUGCUGCCAGGGUCCAAACCGCCGUCACCAUGAAUAAGGUCACCAAAUCGAUGGCCGGAGUUGUGAAGUCCAUGGAUGCCACGCUGAAAAGCAUGAACUUGGAGAAGAUCUCAGCCCUAAUGGAUAAGUUUGAGCGGCAGUUUGAGACGCUGGACGUUCAGACGGCGCAGAUGGAGGACACGAUGAGCAGUACAACCACCCUCACAACGCCGCAGAAUGAAGUGGAUUCCCUGAUGCAUGAAAUGGCAGAUGAGGCUGGACUGGACCUGAACAUGGAGCUGCCCCAGGGCCAGACGGGCUCCGUGGGGACCAGCGUGGCAUCGGCUGAGCAGGACGAGCUGUCCCAGAGGUUGGCGAAACUGCGAGACCAGGUGUAGAGGAGCGCAAAAGCACUGUAUGACUGAAAGUGUGGGUUCGGGCCGUGUGGUGACUACGCUGGACCUGCGGCUGUAGCAUCCUCCAGAGCCUGCCCCCACCCCUCUCUGCCUCAUAGGUCCUCCCUUUCAGAAGGCGCUCUGUCCUCUCAGUUGACUCCAAAGUGACGUUUUUAUUUUUGUUUUUUUUUUUUUGUUUUUUUUGGUUGAGAGUUUCAGCCAUUUCAAUUUUGGAUAGAGUCACACUCUACCUCUGUGCGCGAGGUUCAGAAUCGCGAAAACUGCGCAGAGCCUAGGGUGCAAAAAUGUCUUGAUGCAUAUAUAUAGAAUGUAUAUAUGCAUGUGUGUUUGUGUAAAACAGCUGAUUUCUGUUUUCUUAUGUUUGUUUUUUUUCCUGCCAGUUUGCUUGAUGGAGAUUUCAGCCUGCUGUUAACUAGAGGAGUGUGAAGCCACAUUUAAUUAUGCAGCAAUUUAAUCUGUUAUUACUCCACUUCAGACAACAUUAAAGGAAUAGAAAUGCUUUGUACGUAGAUGAUUGCAGUGUAAACUAUGGAUAUAUAUUUACAGGUCAAAAUAUAACAAUCAAAAUGUAUAUUUUGUAUCUUUUUUCCAUAUCUUAAUCCUGGGGACUAAGAUCAGACCUGGUAAUGGAGUGUGGUCUGCUAUUCUCACCUGAAAGGUUUCAACAUCACUGUCGAUCAAGCCUGCAGCAGCUGCUCUAGCUGUCCACUAAAGGGAGACUGCAAUUGUAUGUGAAGGCAAAGCAAAUAUGUAUGCAGAAAUAUCAGGAGAUACAGCUUUUUGUUAGAGAUUUAUUCAUAUAAAUUCUGGAACAAACCGGCAGAAUAUAACUUAGAUGCGAGUACCUCCCCCUCCAGAAUUUAUUUUUCAGCCAAACACUAUGUCUGAAAUCUGAGUCACUGUUUAUACCUUCGUUUGACUGUGUGAUAGACUACAGUAGUAUUCAAAGGAAUGCUAAGUAAAGACGGCUUUGGAUUGCAAAAACCAAAGUCACCUUUACUUUUAGGUUCAUACAUUGCUGUGAAAAAGUAUUUGCCCCCUUUUUGAUUUCCUUUAUUAUUGCAUAUUUGUCACACCGAGUGGUUCCUGAUCUUGUAAUAUAAAAUGUAAUAUUAGACAAAGAGAACCUGAGUAAACUCAAAAUACAUUUUUUAACUUAGCUGAUACUAGAGAGGCCUAUAGUUCUUUGGAUGUUCUUCUGAGAUCUUUUGUGACUUCCUGGAUGAGUUGUCAGUGUGCCUUUGGAGAAAUUUUGGCAAGCCGACCACUGCAGGGAAGAUUCAACACUGUACCGAGUGUUUUCCAUUUGGAGAUAAUGAUUCUCACUGUGGUUCGGUGGAGUCCCAGAGCCUUACAAAUGGCUUUGUAACCCUUUCCAGACUGAUAUAUUUCAACAACUUUCUCCUCCCCUUUGGAAUUUUCUUUAAUUGUGGGAUAGUGUGCUCAAAGAAAUCUUUUGGUGACUACUUGACUCUGAUGGUAGGGUUCAAUAUUAGUGGGGUUUACAGUCAAGAGGGCUGUGUUCAAUCAGCUGAAUGUAAUUAUCAAUUAAAUUUGGUUACUUGAUUGAGUAACUAAGGGGUUAGACAAUUACUUUUUCACAAGGGUGCAUUUUCUCAGUUUCUCUGUCUAAAGAGAAAAACCAUGCAGUGUGACAAAUAUGCAAUAAUAGAGGAAACCAGGAAAGGGGAAAAUACUUUUUCAUGGCACUGUAGAUAUUUUUUUCAAUUGUUUGCCUGAUUAGCCUGAAGCGUCCAUGUCAGUGAAAGUAGUUAGGGCUGAGGGUAAGUAAGAAUUUGCUGACAAUAAAUGAAGCAACCUCACAAUGUUCACCGAGAUUCUUAAGAUCCUGUCUGGCAUAUUUAGUCCAGGUGCGUUCUUGCUUUCUUUUUCUCUGUGCAUGACUGUUGAGAUUGCAUUGUGAAAUAAUAUAGAGAUGACUUAUUUGAUUAUAUGAUCCUUGAUCUUUACGACUGCCUCUCAUUCUGAUAUGAAUUCUUUGCGCUCCUAAUGGAUCCAUUCUUGAACUUUGUUUGGUGUCAUUAGGGUGUGAGUCAAUAAACUUAUUUUUAACAUUGAG
Messenger RNA from Anguilla rostrata (American eel), 2884 nucleotides. Its product is annotated as charged multivesicular body protein 1b. Gene Ontology annotation, biological process: late endosome to vacuole transport; protein transport; endosome transport via multivesicular body sorting pathway. The coding region runs from base 187 to 786 and encodes 199 amino acids. Gene Ontology annotation, cellular component: multivesicular body; ESCRT III complex. NCBI's taxonomy places the organism in Eukaryota, Metazoa, Chordata, Actinopteri, Anguilliformes, Anguillidae. The record is from RefSeq and is a predicted model, not a curated record. The transcript is spliced from 8 exons.